This is a messenger RNA of Sceloporus undulatus (fence lizard), 2551 nucleotides long. RefSeq names its product NIMA related kinase 11 (gene NEK11). The record is from RefSeq and is a predicted model, not a curated record. Lineage: Eukaryota; Metazoa; Chordata; Lepidosauria; Squamata; Phrynosomatidae. Bases 299 to 2152 code for a protein of 617 amino acids. The transcript has 17 exons. Gene Ontology annotation, biological process: protein phosphorylation. Gene Ontology annotation, molecular function: ATP binding; protein kinase activity.
CGUCUCCUAGCAACAGGAGAUAAACACAAGAGGGGCGGGGGAGCAGAGCAGAGGGACUAUAAAGGGACUGUAAAAGGGCUUCUGGGCCUCUGCUUUGGGACAGAUCCCUCUUCUUAUGCUCAAGAAUGCCAAUUUUGUGACAGUUUUGUCAGAAGCUGGACAGUGAUGGACAGAAUACAUUCUUGCGUAAAAUUGACAAGCCUGUAAUAAUGAUAAAGACGUUUUGAAUGUUGCUUCACAACAAAGGAUUAUUUAAUUCUGCAGAUUCAAUACUGAGAUAAUUUUGAUCUAUGAAGCAAUGUUAAGAUUCCAAGAAGUAGUUAAGCCUGGUACUCCUCUAACAUCUCUUUCUACUGGUUCAAAGACAUUGAUCGCAGGACGAUAUGCUAUUCUGCAAAAACUUGGCCGCGGAAGCUUUGGAACUGUCUACUUAGCUUCUGAUAAAAAAGCAAAAGGAGAAGAAGAAUUGAAGGUUUUGAAAGAGAUCUCUGUGGGGGACCUCAAGCCCAAUGAAACUGUUGAAGCAAACUUAGAAGCACAGCUGUUGUCCAAGUUAGACCAUCCGGCCAUUGUCAAGUUUUAUACCAGCUUUGUAGAAGGAGAGAGUUUUUGCAUCGUCACUGAAUAUUGUGAGGGUCGAGACCUUGACUUUAAAAUUCAAGAAUAUAAAGAAGCUGGCCAAAUAUUUCCUGAAAGCCAAGUAGCUGAGUGGUUUAUACAGUUGUUACUUGGAGUCAGUUACAUGCAUGACAGGCGAAUUCUUCAUCGAGAUUUGAAAGCUAAGAAUAUUUUUUUGAAAAAUAAUCUUGUUAAAAUUGGGGAUUUUGGAGUUUCUCGGCUCUUGAUGGGAUCAUGCGAUUUAGCAACUACAUUUACUGGGACACCUUUCUAUAUGAGCCCAGAGGCUUUGCAACAUCAGGGUUAUGACACAAAAUCAGACAUUUGGUCACUAGGAUGCAUUUUGUAUGAGAUGUGUUGCUUGGAUCAUGCAUUCACUGGGCACAAUUUUUUAUCCAUUGUUCUAAAAAUUGUGGAGGGUGAGACCCCUUCCCUUCCAGACAUUUAUCCAAGAAAACUUGAUGGAGUGCUACACUGUAUGCUGAGCAAGGAUCCUUCACUGAGGCCAUCAGCUGCAGAGAUUUUAAGAAUUCCAUACAUUGCUGAUCAGUUACAGAUUAUGAAAUGUAAAUUCACAAAUAUGACUAUAAAGAAGCAGGUCCCCAGUUUUCCAGAAGAAAGUGGUUUUACCAUAGGUGCUAUGCAGAAAAAGGUACAUCUACAAACACUAAGAGCUCUUUCAGAAGUCCAGAAAAUGACACCACGUGAACGAAUGAGACUGCGGAAGUUAAAUAUCGCUGAUGAGACAGCACAAAAGCUGAAAAAGUUAGCUGAAGAAAAAUAUCAAGAAAAUCUUAAAAGAAUGCAAGAGCUUAGAUCUCGUAAUUUUCACCAAGCAAAAAUAGACGUGCUUCAUGAAUCUGAUGAACAGACUGAAGAACAUCUGAUGAAGUCUCAGCAAGACACAGUGCUAGAUUAUCUAUCCAUAGGAUGCAGUGACCAAAGUGACAGUGAUACAACAGAGACACUCUGUAUGUCUGAGCAAAAAGAACAUGAAAUCCCAGAAGAUCCACUUAUUGCAGAAGAAUAUUAUAAUGACGUAUUUGAUUCGUGUUCAGAAACAAGUGAAGAUCAGGAAGAGGAGGUGGGGGUUGAAGAAGAGGAAGAAGAUGAAGAACAAGAUAGUGAUGAUGAAGAAGAAAAUACAUUACUCACUGUGUGUAAAACAAAUCAGGACAGUGAUGUUGAAGCAAUGGUCAGAUAUAUGGAGAAUAUCCUAAAUAGCAGCUCUUUAGGUACUGGAACUGCCACCAAAAUGACUCCACUGAGACCCAAGGGAUCAAGAGCUCUCAACGACACCAUGGCAGCAACCAAGCUGAGACGUAUGAGGGAGUCAGCUAUUCAGAAACUGGGAACAGAAAUCUUUGAAAAUGUUUACGAGUUCCUCCGCCAAGCAAGACGGGAAAAUGCAAGUGAAGAUGAAAUCAGAGAAUACCUGGAAAAAAUGGUGUCUCGGGCAAGUGACUGUUUCGAAGUAGAUCAGCUCAUCUAUUUUGAAGACCAGAUACAGGCCUCAGAAGAUGAUACAGUGUGACAUGUAUCUCAGAAUGGAUUUACUUGGAUUCUCUGAAACCAGUGAACAUGGCAAGUUCUCAACUGGAAAUAAGCAAGCAUUUUGUGAUAUGGUUAGGGAGAUGAGUAGCAUAGAGAUACUGAUGGCCAUUUUGCAGGCUGGUUAUAUGAGAUAAAGAGCACUCUUCUUCAUCUCCAAAUAAAGUCAAUCAGAGCUUUUCAGUGGAUUCAUACAGAAGGAGCAUUGGCACUUAGAUCUUGGCCAUAAUUUACUUGAAAAGUGCUUGAGGAUGGUUAUCAAUCAUACAUAUAUAUGCCUAAUGAUACCAUUCAGAGAAACGGUGGUGUUCUGGAGCCUCCAUCUGUCACUCCAUCUGUGAUUCAAAACAUGCAAGGAUAAGUGUGAUAUAUGAGGUAGAAG